Penicillium taxi is the source of this 1632-nucleotide messenger RNA. RefSeq names its product spermidine synthase. Bases 1 to 1632 code for a protein of 543 amino acids. The transcript has 4 exons. The record is from RefSeq and is a predicted model, not a curated record. NCBI's taxonomy places the organism in Eukaryota, Fungi, Ascomycota, Eurotiomycetes, Eurotiales, Aspergillaceae.
AUGUCUAUCACGCAGUUCAUCCGCCAGGCCGAUGGCUAUCGAUUCGGAACCGGUGUUGCACUGCUUUUUCUUGCAGCCUUCUACUCGCCCGUCAUGCUGAUGGUCCUGUCUCCUGUGUAUGGCUCUGUUCCGUCGCAUAUCUUCCACGGCUAUGGAGUGGCCAUUUUUGCGGCCGCUGGAUGGUUCCUCAAGGAUCAAAUCCAAAGGCGCCUUGGUCGCCUUGCUGCAUACAUGCUUCCUGUUCUUGCAUUUUGGACCCCUACCCUCCAAUACUUUGUGAUGCAGCAGAGCUCUAAGCUCGGAAACCCGGCUGGUCCAGUUAUCACUGAACUGUUCGGUUACUACCCUCUGAUCACGUUGACCGUUGCUAUUGCCGGUAAGCAAAUACAAUCUUCUCUUCAUCUUGAAUCUAGUGGCGAGGUUGCUGCGGAGCAUGUGCCCCUUCUUGGCUGUUAUGUAAUCUAUACCACGAGUGAGCAUAUUGCUCGAUACAUCUUGGCCCGCGCAAUUGGUGUCACUAUCGUCUUUUCCCGAGCUGGUAUGCAAUUCAUCAUUGCUGUUUUGUAUUCGUUCAUUGUUCCUCCGACAAAGUUGCUACUUCUGGCAAUCCCCUCUCUGCUCUUCUCGAUUACAUCUGAUGUACACCUGGGUGGUAUCGGUGGCGUGAACUCCGCUAUCAGCGCAGAGGGCUUUUCUCUUUUGGCCCGAAAGGAGUCCACUACUGGAUAUCUCUCGGUUUUGGAGAACCAGAAUGACGGAUACCGAGUGAUGCGAUGCGACCACAGUCUCCUCGGUGGUCAAUGGAUCAAGAAGACCCCUGGCUACUUUCCCCAGGUGGAAGAUCCGAUCUACUCAGUAUUUGUCAUGCUCGAAGCAGUUCGAUUAGUAGAGCCUGACCAUGGAGUUCACCGUGAGGAUGCAUCUAGCAAGGCGCUGGUCAUUGGACUUGGAAUUGGCACCACCCCAGCCGCUUUGAUGGCUCACGGAAUUGAGACAACGAUUGUUGAAAUUGAUCCUGUUGUGUACAAGUUUGCUACCGAGUAUUUCAACCUUCCAUCCAACCAUAUUUCUGCCAUCGAGGAUGCAACCAAGUUCGUCAAAAAGGCCCAGAAAAACCCAUCAUCUCAGUACGACUACAUCGUCCAUGAUGUUUUCACCGGUGGCGCUGAGCCUGCCGAGCUUUUCACCUGGGAAUUCUUGACAGAUCUACGCGAUCUGCUCAAGGAUGACGGUGUUAUUGCUAUCAACUAUGCCGGAGAUCUGACCCUUUAUCCCACUGCUCUCAUCGUCCGCACCAUUAAGGCCGUCUUCUCAUCUUGCCGUAUCUUCCGCGAACAUACUGAUGGCCAGAACGAGGAAACCCCCAACUUCACCAACUUGGUUCUGUUCUGCAAAAAGACCGCCGGCACUCCCCUUAAGUUCCGUAACCCUCAAGUCUCGCGAAAGCUACCUGCUUCCCCUCCCUCGCACGAGAUCGAUGCCUCCAUUUUUGAGCAUAUUCCCAGAAAUGGCAGACAGGUUCUCGUUCAGAAGCAGGUCGGAAGAUUGCACAAGUUCCAGGAUCGUGGUGCUAUCGAGCACUGGGAGAUUAUGCGAAAUGUAAUCCCUGAUGCCGUGUGGGAAAACUGGUGA